This is a messenger RNA of Halteromyces radiatus, 1020 nucleotides long. RefSeq lists its product as uncharacterized. The record is from RefSeq and is a predicted model, not a curated record. NCBI's taxonomy places the organism in Eukaryota, Fungi, Mucoromycota, Mucoromycetes, Mucorales, Cunninghamellaceae. Bases 30 to 866 code for a protein of 278 amino acids. The transcript has a single exon.
UUUUUUUUUAUUAUUUAUGCAAAAUACAAAUGGAUAAAAGAAAACUACUCCAUGAAGCUAUAGAGUGGUUCAUGGCCACCUUUCAAGUCAUAACUAAUUAUGAAACAGCAAACGAUUAUGCAGAAAUUGCGCUCUAUAUGCUUCCCUACACAAAGACAGAGGAACAUUUCUUGUUCGCUUCAAAGUUGGCUAUUAUGAUGGGUAUGAUGGAUGAUUCAUUUAAUGAACAAGAAUUCGUUGUAUUACUAAACUAUUUGAAAACAUCAGUUGUAAACGAACCCAGUCCUUUCGUUUCAGCUAUCAUCAGGGUAUUUGCUGAUUUUAAAGCGGUGUCAAUCUAUGAAGAAAAUUACAAUAAUAUGGUCAAAUACAUUGUAGCCUUCAUCGAAUCCACCAAAGGAAAGAAAUCAAAUGACAGGAUGGAUCGUAUCAUUGAUACUUGCAUGAUACCGUUUUAUAUCACUAGUCUUGAUUCGAACCGUAUCCUCGCCGACAUGAAUAACUACAAGUUGCUUGAUAGUGCAUAUGGAACGCGUAUCGAUAAUGACGUGCUUACGUACCCAAAGGAUUAUAUAUCAGAUUACAUGUCGAAGCAUAGCAACCCAGUUUACGCAGGCAUAUCCAUGGGAGAUCAAGUGGACGCCAUCAAGAACGACUUUGUAACACAAUUGCUGUAUCUCGAACCAACUCUCGAGGAUGCCAUUUACUUUCAAGGACGUAAUGGCGCUUUUCUUUGGUCAUUAUUUACAAAGAGAUAUGGUCGUAUCCUUAAGACGGUAUAUGAAGACACUCAGACGGUAGGAAACAUUAGAAACGACAUCAAUGAGAAUGUCGUCAUUUCUGCUAAAAAACAUUAUUUUUUGUAAGCUGGUGUGAUGCAUCUCAAUUUACACAAUAUCUACGGAUGUCAAAAGAUUUUUAUUGCAUUAGCUUUUUCUCUUACUUCAUCUAAAUAAAAAUCUUCUUUUUUUUUUGUCUUAAAAUACAACACAACCCAUGAUGAUGAUUAUUUUUUUUUUA